This is a messenger RNA of Owenia fusiformis, 1880 nucleotides long. The record is from the annotation of a GenBank genome assembly. NCBI's taxonomy places the organism in Eukaryota, Metazoa, Annelida, Polychaeta, Sabellida, Oweniidae.
AUCCUUCAAGAUCGGUCCUUCACGGAUGAGCAACACCAAACGAGCCUUCGCUUUGCUAAACGAUAUGCGUUACGCUUUACGCAUUGAUUAUCAGAUACAGAUAUCAGAUACUUCAAAUGAUUUCAAUAUUCGAGCAUAUGCCAUUGCCAAACACUGAAACAUUACAUAUAUAGAACAUUUUCCAAUAUACAAACUUCAGUAAGGAUGGCAUGGAUGACGACAGGAUAAUAUUCUCACGCCCCCAUCUCAACACGUCGUACAAACAGAAGUAGACAACGUGCUCUUGGCGCCAAGUUUGGUCAUACACAUCUGAAAUAGUUCCGGAAGCGGUACUCGUUGAGAGUCUCUCCAGCAAAAAUGCUCUUACAAAAAAUGAGAAAAGAAUCAGUUGUGAUAAUUACGUUUCUGUCUGUUUGCUGCAUUGUAUUAAUAAACAAACAGUUAUUUCAAGAUAAUAUGAUAAAUGCACCAGAAAUGUUAUUAAAGCAGUCGAACGAGAGGACACAGUCAACAUACCUCACGGGCGUAUCCAAAGGAGUCUAUAAUGACGCAAUUGAUAACAACGCAGGCAACUUUAAAGCAGCAAAAGACACGUCUGGUGGCAAUACUAAUGUCACUCAUAAUGAGACUCAGUACAAAUGUCAACCAACUGAUUCAAACAGAACAUGCCAACCUUUAGAGUUCUCUGAGAGGUUACUACCUAUGACUGCACUCUACAGUUUCCCCGGCUCUGGAAAUACAUGGGCGAGGCAUCUAAUACAACAGAUAACAGGUAUAUACACUGGUUCAAUGUUUGAUGACAUCGAUUUAAAAAAGCAUGGCUUUCCUGGCGAGGGACGAACAGAUGGACACGUAGUUGUUAUUAAAACACACGACGUGUCUACCUUCGAAUAUUAUCAACGCGUCAUAAUCAUAAUUCGUAACCCAUUCGACGCUUUUUUAGCAGACUUUAAACGGCUAAUGAAUAAAGAGGAGCACGUAGGAGAAAUCACAGAGGACGAAUUUAAAGAAAAGAAUAUGAUAACUCCUUUUAGCAAGUUUAUGGCCACAGGCCUAUAUUCUGCAAAUCGAAUUGACGAUUGGUUUCUGGGAUUACUUCUUGCAUUAAAAGCAUUUAGCACUAAAAACACGUCAUUAAUUCUACAUUACGAGAAUCUUAAAACAAAUUUAAGACAUGAGCUUCUAAGAAUUGGUGAUUUUCUUGGAUUCAGCAUAUCAGCAGAUAUUAUUCAAUGCACGAUUUGUAACUCUGAAGGCAAUUACCAUAGAAAAUCAAAGGGAUUUUUUAAUCCAUAUUCGAAACAAGAAACAAUCGAGAUUUCAUCAUAUAUUAAAGCUCUUAAUGAAACAUUUAAAGAAAGGUGUGGUCGUUCGUGUGCUUUUCCAUACUCCACUCCUAGUCUGACUGAGUUACUUUAAGAAGUCCGUUCAGAGUAGAUAUAAUGAAGGUAUGAAAUUGAUCACAGAUUAAACAACCGUAUUUAAAUGAGAUUCUAAAGUUGACAAAAUAUGAAACAACACGUUUCAUGUAAAAAGCUGAGACCCAGAAAUGCAGUUAUAAAAGGUUACCUGUAUUUUACAAGUGGGGGUCUUGUACAGGUGGGGCUCUUGUACAGGAUGGCCAGAAAGAAAUAUUAUCUACCUUAAUUGUUCAAUAAAUUUUACUCCAGUUUUUAGGCACUACCACUAGUUCUAGUUACUCAUCCCCUGGACGGAUGGGGUAUAUUUGAAGCAACCCCAACCUCUUUGUAGGACCCCAUACUCCCAUUGCCUUAUUUCAUAGAAAAAACUACCUAAAAGUUAGGUAAUCAAUAAAUACCAGAUCUCUAAAUGCCAAACUCUGACGCGAAUUCUAUAAAAACCAGAUUAAUAUGCAGAAA